This is a messenger RNA of Rhipicephalus sanguineus (brown dog tick), 1652 nucleotides long. RefSeq lists its product as uncharacterized. NCBI's taxonomy places the organism in Eukaryota, Metazoa, Arthropoda, Arachnida, Ixodida, Ixodidae. The transcript has 2 exons. The record is from RefSeq and is a predicted model, not a curated record. The coding region runs from base 723 to 1652 and encodes 309 amino acids.
UACCCGUGCCACACGGGCACAGAAAAUGGCAUUCGGUAGCAAAGGCCUUCAGUUCCCGAAUGACAUUUUUUUCGGCGGAGCUGCUACACGUCCAAACUGAAUGACAUUUGACUUGAUGAUGUCGAUCGCAGCACCUUCUGUAGUGAGCAACUGUUGAGUAGUAAUAAAAAAAUAAACAUGCGUUUACAAGCUUCAUAGACCUCCGAUAAUAAUUAAAUGUAGAAAUAAGCAUAUUACGCUGCCGUAACCUUUAGUUUGUUGCUUUAUUUCACGACGUCGCAGCCGACCGUAUCAACCUAAGCCAACGCUAGUGAGAUCCACAGCGUAAGAAGAAAAUGGCGCCUGUCGCAUCGAAAAUACAGCGUCUCCCAGCUGACGAUGUUCGUCGAGUGCAUUUUUUCGCGGCAGCACUUGUGUGCUUCCGUGCGAAGCAUCGCGCUCAAGAGCGAAGGAUUCAGGAGCAGAGAGAAGCUGUUACGCGCCAGCUUCAGGACAUUGAAAUCCAAAUGAUUUCAAACCAUUUCAACCUGGUCGCCGCAGCUUCUUUGCUCAGCACAACGCCUCGAUCUCGAUAGCGUUUUCACCGGAACCAGCACUGGUUUGAUGAAACGCUACCUAACCUCUGGGAAGCUUACUUUAAGAGGUGGUUUCGCGUCUCGGCUGCCACAUUUCGCUACAUUGUGGAGUCGUGCCGCUCCGACCUACAACGUGUGGACACAACGAUGAGAGAGGCUAUAUCAGUCGAAAAAGGAGUAGCCGUCUCACUCUACCGUUUGUGCUCUACUGCCGAAGACCGCACCAUCGCCGAAUUGUUCGCGAUUGGCCGCUCCACUGUGAACUUGCUCUACAAAGAGUUCUGUAAGGCCAUUCUGAAAAACCUGGAGGACGACUGGGUGAAGAUGCCUUCGCCAGCAGACAUGGAGGAGCAUAUGAGGGAAUUUUUUGCGGUAACAGGAUUCCCACAAGGUGUAGGGGCGCUCGACGGCUGCCACUUUCCCGUGUCACCGCCAAAGAAAUAUGCUUCGGACUACUACAAUUACAAAGGCUGGUAUAGCAUGAUCCUGCUGGCUCUAGUGGACCACCGGUAUCGCUUCAGAUACACAAACGUCGGCUCCCCAGGACGGUGCCAUGACUCUUUCGUCUAUGGAAGGUCUUUACUGUGCAAAGCUAUGGAAAGCGGAGCUUUCAAACGCCCGACAGCUACAAUUGAAGGUGUUUGUGUGCCUCCAAUAGUGCUGUGUGACCAGGCAUUUGCUUUAUCUCCAAAUAUACAGAAACCAUAUGCGAAUGCACAGCCUGAUACACAAGAAAGGGCAUACAACUACAACCUUUCAAAGACCAGAAGGGUUGUGGAAAAUGCAUUUGGCCGUGUGAAGGCCAGAUUUCGUUUCAUUAUGAAGCGCAUGGAGUGCCACCUCACCACCACUACCUUGAUUAUAAAGGCAUGUUGUGUUCUUCAUAACAUCUGUGAAAGUUUUCAGGAACAUGUUGAGCCACAGUGGGAGCAGGAGGUACCGAUGUGGGAUGCUGCUUACGCACAGCCAACUUGUACAUCAGAUGCGCCUAGCAAAAGCGGUGAAGACGUAAGGACAGCAUUAGCAAAAUACUUCUUUGCUAGAACUCAGCAGUCACUCACCAUCUCGGGUAGCUGA